Rhea pennata is the source of this 2093-nucleotide messenger RNA. RefSeq names its product replication factor C subunit 3 (gene RFC3). Gene Ontology annotation, cellular component: DNA replication factor C complex; nucleus. Gene Ontology annotation, molecular function: DNA clamp loader activity; ATP hydrolysis activity; DNA binding. The record is from RefSeq and is a predicted model, not a curated record. NCBI's taxonomy places the organism in Eukaryota, Metazoa, Chordata, Aves, Rheiformes, Rheidae. Gene Ontology annotation, biological process: DNA repair; DNA-templated DNA replication. The transcript has 9 exons. The coding region runs from base 22 to 1092 and encodes 356 amino acids.
CGCGCGCGCUUUUCAACCGCCAUGAGCCUGUGGGCGGACAAGUACCGGCCCGGCUCCCUCGGCCGGCUGGACUACCACCGCGAGCAGGCCGCGCAGCUCCGCAACCUGGUUCAGUGUGGUGACUUCCCUCAUCUGCUGGUGUAUGGACCAUCAGGAGCUGGAAAAAAGACCAGAAUAAUGUGUUUGCUAAGGGAAUUAUAUGGUGCAGGUGUGGAAAAACUGAGGAUUGAACAUCAGAGUAUAACGGCACCUUCUAAAAAGAAAAUUGAAAUUAGCACCAUUGCAAGUAACUAUCACCUUGAAGUAAACCCAAGUGACGCUGGAAACAAUGACCGUGUAGUAAUCCAGGAGCUUUUGAAGACAGUAGCACAAUCCCAACAGCUUGAGACAAGUACUCAAAGAGAUUUUAAAGUGGUACUGUUAACAGAGGUGGACAAACUCACUAAAGAUGCUCAGCACGCUUUGCGAAGAACAAUGGAAAAGUACAUGGCCACCUGCAGGUUGAUCCUGUGCUGCAAUUCCAUGUCAAAAAUUAUUGCACCUAUUCAAAGCAGAUGCCUGGCCAUCCGAGUGCCUGCUCCCAGCACAGAAGAUAUCUGUCAUGUGCUGUCCACUGUGUGUAAGAAGGAAGGCCUGACUCUCCCUCAGGAACUGGCUCAGAGGCUUGCAGAGAAGUCUGGCAGGAAUCUUCGGAAAGCAUUGCUUAUGUGCGAGUCCUGCAGAGUACAGCAGUAUCCUUUCACUCCUGAUCAAGAUAUUCCUGAGAUGGACUGGGAGGUAUAUUUGAGAGAAACUGCAAAUGCUAUUGUCAGUCAACAGACACCACAGAGGCUUUUAGAGGUUCGUGGACGGCUUUAUGAACUCCUAACACACUGCAUUCCUCCUGAGAUCAUUAUGAAGGGCCUUCUGUCAGAACUUCUACAUAACUGUGAUGGACAAUUGAAAGGAGAAGUUGCACAGAUGGCAGCCUUCUAUGAACACCGUCUGCAAUUGGGCAGCAAAGCCAUUUAUCAUUUAGAAGCAUUUGUCGCGAAAUUCAUGGCAAUUUACAAGAAGUUUAUGGAGGACGGGCUAGAAGACAUGAUGUUUUAACACUGAUGCCCAAAGUCGUAUAAGUAAGCUGUGUUAUGCUAAUGUCUUUGCUAAAAACAUGGCCCACAUGCAUCAGUCACACGCAAGUAGGCCUUGAAAGUCAAAUGUUUUAUCUUGCCAUUAGUAUAAAACACAGUGAACAGUGUUUUCUCAGCUUUAGAAACAAGAUGAAUUGUUUCUAAGUGCAGCAAAUUAAUCUUUAGAUCUGAGGAAAAUGUGUUAGCCUUUAUGUGCUAGCUUUUCAGAAGGACGAGAAGUUGCUUUGGAAGAUGUAUAAGAUCAUAGUCUGUUUGCAGGAUUUCUUAAUUGACGUUAAGAAACAACAUGUACACUGCGUGCUGGCCUUUUGAUUGCUUAAGCAUAAGGCUGCAAGCAAAAGAUGUAUUUUGAAUGUUGUGGUAAGUUCCAUUGUGAGCAUUUAUGUUCUGCCUGCUUGUUUAUGUAUCUCCUUGUUUGAAGUUUUUUUUUUUUUUUUACCUAGGUGUCUGAGUUUCUUUGCAACAAUGUAUGUUUUCAGAGUGCUGACACCAAAUCUUUUUGAGUCUUGUUUGCAAGAGGUUGCACUGAAAUUGUAGAUGAGUCAUACUUUUAUAUUACUUAUAAAUCAGUUUGACAUGAUAGAAUUUUUUUUUGCUUAGAAGAAAUAUACCCCUACAAAUCAAGGCAACUUCUCAGCUGACACUUCCAUGUUCAUCUCAAUAUACAUAGUGCUGUUUAUGUAAAGACUUUCUUACUGUGUCUUAAAACUUUUAAAAUCUCUUUUACACUUCAUUUUUAAGAGAUGAAGAGUACUUCUUAAGGGUAGCAGAAUAAAUUAUUAAGGAGUAGGAACAAAAACGAAGCACCAAGUGUUAACCUAAUCAAAGAUGUAGUGUAAACUAGGUAUGUGUAUUUGUUUACUUUGAUACAGACUGGCUUUCAGAAAGGUGGGAUGCACUUACCGCUGGUGUGAAUCUUCAAAGAGCCAUUGAAAUAAAGUACCUACAUCAAUUUAGGCUGCA